GUGAUCAUUGAUGUAUUAAAGGAUGCCGAUAGUAAAUCACCUAAGGUGUUGUCCAAGAGUGUCCGCCAUCGUCUCGCCCACAAGCUUGGGGACCUACCGCCCGCCUACCCUCGAGAGGUGGUGGAGAUCGAUCUGGAUGAUGAUGAUUGA
Perkinsus marinus ATCC 50983 is the source of this 150-nucleotide messenger RNA. RefSeq lists its product as hypothetical. The record is from RefSeq and is a predicted model, not a curated record. The transcript has a single exon. The annotation marks the transcript as partial. Lineage: Eukaryota; Perkinsozoa; Perkinsida; Perkinsidae.